Gambusia affinis (western mosquitofish) is the source of this 5017-nucleotide messenger RNA. RefSeq names its product protein phosphatase 1, regulatory subunit 16B (gene ppp1r16b). Gene Ontology annotation, biological process: regulation of sprouting angiogenesis; establishment of endothelial barrier. Gene Ontology annotation, cellular component: cytoplasm. The record is from RefSeq and is a predicted model, not a curated record. Gene Ontology annotation, molecular function: enzyme inhibitor activity; protein phosphatase regulator activity; protein binding. The transcript has 11 exons. NCBI's taxonomy places the organism in Eukaryota, Metazoa, Chordata, Actinopteri, Cyprinodontiformes, Poeciliidae. The coding region runs from base 344 to 1996 and encodes 550 amino acids.
AGACGCACACACACACACGCAGACACACACGCAUACACACUCUGAGCUUCUUUUUUUUUUUUUUUUUUUUUUUCCCCUCAGCAAUAUCGUGUCUUCUCUAACGGGACAAGUUUAACUCUGUUGGAUACCGCCGUCCUUUCGGCCCAUCCAAUGUGAACAUCUAAACCCAGACUGAGGUCGUCUACUGGUGAUGAAAGGAUGAUGAUGAGGAUAAAGGGAGGAGGCCAUAGCCGAAGGUGUAGACCUCGCUAGAAUCCUACCUUCCCAGCAACUCCCCCCCCCGCUCCACCAUCACUAUCCUCAUCAUCCGCCGCUCCCGCUGCUAUCCAUCUCACCCGGCGGCAUGGCCAACCACCUGGAGCUGAUCCAGGAGCUGCAGCAGCUGGACAAGGUGCCCAGUCUGGAGAGGCUGCGGGCGGCUCAGAAGCGCCGUGCCCAGCAGCUGAAGAGGUGGGCCGUGUACGAGAAGGAGAUGCAGAACAAGAAGAGGAAGGCCGACAAGAAGAGUCGUAAUUUAAACAGCCUUCAACAGUCGGAGUCCAAGAGACGGGUGUCCUUCGCUGCUAGCGUGGCUCUUCUGGAGGCUUCCGCCAGGAACGAUCCCGAUGAAGUUCGCUACCUACUGAGGAACAAUGUGAGUCCAGAUCUCUGUAACGAAGACGGCCUCACUGCUCUGCAUCAGUGUUGUAUAGACAACUAUGAGGAGAUGGUGAAGCUGCUGUUGGACCGUGGAGCAAACGUUAACGCUCAGGACAACGAACUGUGGACGCCGCUGCAUGCUGCUGCGACCUGUGGCCACGCAGGACUUGUCAAAAUACUCAUCGCACAUGGUGCAGAUCUUCUGGCAGUCAACUCAGAUGGUAACAUGCCCUAUGACCUGUGUGAGGACGACCCGACACUGGACAUCAUAGAGACGGCCAUGGCCAACAGAGGCAUCACUCAAGAGAUGAUCAAUGAGACACGGGCAUCCACAGAGAGGAAGAUGAUGGGAGACAUCCAGGACAUAAUGAGAGUAGGAGACGAGAUCAACCAACAGGACUCUCAGGGAGCCACGCUGCUCCACAUCGCAGCAGCAAACGGCUACGGUCAGGCUGCAGAGCUGCUGCUGCUGGAGGCGGGGGCUCGAGUGGACCUGAGGGACUCUGAUGGAUGGCAGCCUCUUCAUGCGGCAGCGUGCUGGGGUCAGAUGCAUGUGGCAGAGCUGCUGGUGUCACAAGGAGCAAGUCUCAGUGCUAAGACCUUCCUAGAGGAGACGCCCAUCGAUCUGUGUGAGGAUGAGGAGUUCAGAGCCAUCCUGCUGGACCUGAAACACAAGCAUGACACCAUCAUGAAGUCUCAGCUCAAACACAAGACCUCACUGUGCAGGAGAACUUCCAGUGCAGGCAGUCGUGGAAAAGUGGUGCGGCGAGCUAGUUUGUCAGACAGACACAACUUGUGUCGCAAGGAGUAUGAAACUGAGGCCAUCGUGUGGAGGGGAGGAAGAGAGGAGAAGGAGAAAGAGUCUGAUCAGGAGAAUAAUCAGGUGAAGCCUGUCGUAGCUGUGGAGCUGCCAGACAAGCCCAAGACACCCACCGUCCUCAAAGAUGGUAGUGGCAAACAGAAUGGCAUCAUCACAACCACGACGUCCAUGCCACCUCAACCGCCCUCCAAUGGCAGCACACCGACGCCCUGUAAGGACGCAGUCGUCACUUCCCUGCCUUCACAGGAGGACGUUACGCCGAGGGAGCGCCCUCAGACAUUGUCGGAGUUAAAGAAGCAGAGGGCAGCAGCCAAACUGUUGAAUCAUCCUUUGUUCAACGGCCACCUCGGCAACGGCUCCACAGACUCCUUCUCUGAUGCCAAAUUUUACUCUGAGGACCCUCGGAUGCCACUGGUCUCUUCCAAUGGCAACGCAGUUUACUACACGCCAGCCAGUGGCGAUCCUCCCCUCCUCAAAUUCAAACAGCCCUUGGAGGAGGAGCAGCCGAAGGCGCGGACCUGCUGCUGCGUGUCGUAACCUCUUGAACAUGGGCCUGUUGUCAAAACUGAAAAAGUACAGAGGAAAGGAGGAGAGGAAGAAAGAAAACAAAGAGUAAUCCUGUUUUUGACAUCCUGUUCUCUGUCCACCUUAAACUCAGUCCAGAAAAGGCGCACUUCCAUUCUGUGCGAGUUCUCUUGCGGUCAGAGAGAUCCUGCUCAAAGCAGGAAAAGAGCAGAAUCGAGUUGUUUGGAUGAAGUUUAGAGGUACAGGAGAAACUGGUUCAAUGGGGCUGAGUACAUUGGUAGAUUCACUGAAAUUGGGCAUUUGUUUUGAAAUCAUGUCAGAAAUCUUGAUGCAGUGGAGUAGAGAAAUACCCCAACAUGAUGCAUGUUCCGCCCUCAAACUGAGCUGGAAACAGCCCCUUUUUGUUGUAUUUUUCCAGCAAACUGGUUGCUAUCAAGUCAAUAAACAUUUUCAUGCAGGACAAAGUCACAGUUCAGCUGCAUCACUGUAUUUUUUGUCAUUUCUGAAUGUGCAGGAACACCAUGCUGGAGGGUUAAAGGAAGAUUGUUGAGGAAAAGCUAAACGUAGCAUGACGUCUUUAAGUCUCUUUGCAUUUAAACUGUAAAAGGGAAUAAAUACCAGAAAACAGUGUUAACUAAUGGAAAAAGUGUUCUUCACAAUGGAUAACAAAUGUAAAUCACCUGCACUGUUUGAAAAUGUCAAAAUAACAUGUUGGCUACAUUUCACCGUCCUCUUAUAUGAUCCCUUAACUGACAGGCCAUGCUGUGUAUUUUCUAUAAUCCACUUUGUGCUCACCCCCAUAGAUAAUUUAAGAAAACUUGGUUGCUGUACAUUUCCUUAUUUAUGAGAUUAAUGUGAAAAACAUUAUAGCUCUUUAAAGUUGAGUGUAUUUAUUAUUUGGAUAUGUGGAGAGUGUGAAUGCAGUAUGAGAUGAGCACCUUUUUACAUGGAAAGAAAAAAAUUAAUCAGAUGAUGAAGAGACAUAAGUUAAUGUCCGACGUCUGUAUGUGUUGUUAAAUACAAACUUGUCUCGUUAGGGUGGGGUUCUGUUUGUGUCUCAACGAAUAACAGUGUUAUUUGUUUUUUAUCUUUUUUUUUUUCUGGCAGCCAUUGUGUGGCUCCUCUGUCUGCCAGUUACUGUAUUUUUAUUAGAGAUUGUUGUGAAUUACUGUAAGAGUUUUCAAAAGCCAAUGCUGUCAUUAGAACUCCCUAUAAUGGCUCAAAUUCAAAAUUCUAGUUAAAAUAAGACAUGCAAGUAAAGGAAUAGUGCAACAUUUUUGGAAAUACAGUCCUUGCCGUUCUCCACAUAACAAGCAAGUAUCCAUCCAUCAGAUGGUACAUGAAUAUGUUUUUAAUUGCCAUAAUUGAUGCCAAAUUUCCUUUAUGUAAUUUAUUUGUAUAUGGUUCAAUUUCUGUCAACAUGAUGGCAAUGUCACAGAUGCUGGUCAUUUCACCUCUUUUCCAUUUUUCACCUUUAUAACCUUCAUUGUUUUGUACCUGAAUUUUCAGAUUCAAAAUAAAGCAGAUGUCUAUCAUUUUUAUUCCACGCCUUCCUGCUAGCGGGACGUUCCAAAAGAUUAAACUGAUGAAAUGAAAUUAUACAUUUAUCUAUAAUGUUUUCAGAAAAUAAAAAGUAUUUUUCAGUUUACUUUUAUAAUUCAUAAAAACAGUACAGAGGAAUGGAGGAGAGGAAGAAAGAAAACAAAGAGUAAUUCUGUUUUUGACAUCCUGUUCAAUACAUAAACUAAUGUGUAUUGGUUUAGGUAUAUGGGUUUGAAAAAGUUGCCAACACAACAAUAAAAAGCUGUUGAAAUUCACCCCUAGCUCACUACCACAGUAACUUUACAUUAGUGAGGGGUUAACAUUGCCAGAAAUGGCCAAAGUGAACUACCCAAACUAAUUGAGUCCUUUUGCAGUUCUUGAAUGUGCAAAAUAGAAAAAGGCUGGAUCCCAAAUUAUGCCACUCCUCUCUGCCCAUCUAUUUGCCAAAAACCGUCAUUGUUGCUGUUGAGAUGUGGUUUACUUUUUAUGACCCACUUCAGAUUCACAAUAAACUUAAAAAUAGUAUCACACUUCUUAUUUACUUCUCAGAAUCUGUAUUUCCAAACAUGCUUAACUAAUACCUUUUGAUUUCCUACAGCCUCUCUGUUUCAAUUGUGCCAAAGACUCUUUGAUGAGUUGAAAACAAAAUGCAUUAAGGUUUGGAGAGUUAGAUUAGUUUGUCUUUCAUAUCCACCUGUUUUUUAGUAAGUUUAUCCAUUAUGCUCUUUUGUUUUCCCAUUAUAAUUACUUGUACAGUGUUCUAUAAGUGUACAGAGGAGUGCGUAAAUAUGUUUGUGUCAGUGUUCCUGGAUCUGUUUUCAUGGCUUGCCUUUACAUGUCUGUGUUGUUGCUGUUGGGGAACUGAUACAGUCACCUGUCUUAAUAAACAAUGUCUGCACAUUCAUGGUUGGAAUGCAGAAAACAUUCUAGCUCCCUUUUUAAGUCAUCUAGUAAUUAUAAUUCGGUUGCAUGCACCUAGUUGGCCCUCAAUCCUGAGAUCAAUUUCUUUGCAUGAUCAAAAAUGUUGAAUUCUUUUAGGCCUGUAGCUUGUUUGUUUUUUUUUCUUUUACAAAAAAAACAGAGUCAAUCUGAAUCAUUUUUCUGAUUCAACAAAGCUUCCUUUUUUAAAAGUAAAAAAAAAAGAUUUUUACAAAAGUAUUUUUUUUUAUUUUGUUUUUAGUGACUGUAGAUUUAAUAUUAUUGCCUACACCUGAAAUACAAUGACACUUGAGCUUCUCCAAACUGUUAAACUGAGUACACAUAUGAUUUUUUUAAAAACUCAGUCUGAGUUUUGACUUUAUAAAGCAUUAUAAGAAGAAAGGGGUCAGAAUCUGUUAAACUUGCCAUGAACUAAUGCUUGUUCUUUCCUGCAAUCCCUGUUGUCUUUAAGGAUGAAAUGAUGAACAAAAACUACUGAUUUGUAAUUACUGGAAUAUAUUGAUGGCUGCAUUAACAUAUUUUGAAUAAAUUGUAUAUUUUGAGAAUUUUAAA